This is a messenger RNA of Closterium sp. Naga37s-1, 726 nucleotides long. NCBI's taxonomy places the organism in Eukaryota, Viridiplantae, Streptophyta, Zygnematophyceae, Desmidiales, Closteriaceae. The record is from the annotation of a GenBank genome assembly.
AUGGUUGUCGCCGCGUUUGUCCACCCACUGCAGGCCGCCGUGCGUCACGCCCAGGAGCGCGGGCAGCGGGCGAGGGGAGCACCAGGGCGGGCAGCAGGAGCGCGGGCAGCGGGGCAGCAGCGCCGGCCUCAUCAACGGUUGAGGCCUUCACAAGCCAGGGGGACGGCAGCAGGCGAGCAGCAGGCGAGGGGAGCACCAGGGCGGGCAGCAGGAGCGCAGGCAGCGGGGCAGCAGCGCCGGCCUCAUCAACGGUUGAGGUUGCAGUAUCGCCCCUGCCACCACACUCCACUCGAGCCCACUCCCCCUCAGGCCUUCACAAGCCAGGGGGAGGGCAGCAGGCGAGCAGCAGGCGAGGGGAGCACCAGGGCGGGCAGCGGGGCAGCAGCGCCGGCCUCAUCAACGGUUGAGGUUGCAGUAUCGCCCCUGCCACCACACUCCACUCGAGCCCACUCCCCCUCAGGUUCAGGCCUUCACAAGCCAGGGGGACGGCAGCAGGCGGGGAAGGCAGCAGAGGGAUCACUGGAGGAGAAGGGGAGGGGAGGGAGGGAUGAGGCAACAGCCCUGCUGGCGGCUCUUCAUCUGCCAGUUAAGUCACUCUUCCUCAUAAUCCUUCAGUUUGUUUUCUUGUUAGUCAUGCCAACUCACUUACUCUUACUUCCCCCCUUUCUUCCCUCCUUACCAGAUCGCUCGGAAUGCUGGGAGGAGGGCUGCCGUGCAAGGGAGUAA